AUGCAACCUUACCGCAACUGUGACGUCAAACGACGCUUGCCUGGUUGCAUUAUAAUUGGCACUCCGAAAUCCGGCACAAAAGCAUUAAUUGAGUUCAUCGGGGCUCAUCCUGACGUCGAAAUUGCCCAGGGAGAGGCAAAGUUCUUCAAUCGGAAUGAUAACUACUACAAAGGCUACCAGCAUUAUCUGAAAAAAAUGCCUCUAUCUUGUCCAGAUCAGAUUACGCUAGAGAAAUCACCCGAAUAUUUCUAUAGCCGUGUCGCCCCCUAUCGAAUUCACAAAAUGAACCACAGUAUCAAGUUAAUCAUCAUCGUUAAGGAUCCCGUCCAAAGAGCUAUAUCGGACUAUAUUCACCGACGAACUACGUUCUCUGGAAGGAAAGAGACCAACUACACUUUUGAGGAGCUGGUAUAUGAUAACAGCACGAAAAAACUGCGAACUCAGUAUUUGCCAGUGAUUCGAUCAAUCUACUAUCGUUACAUACUCAACUGGUUGACUUACUUUUCUCCCAACCAAAUCCAUGUCGCCGACGGCAAUAAUUUGAUUGUAGAACCGCAAGACGAACUUUCAAAAGUGCAAGAUUUCCUGGGUCUUGAACGGUUGAUAACCAAAGAUAGUUUUGUAUACAAUUCGACCAAGGGUUAUUAUUGUUUAUGGACGCAUUCAAGCACUCAGUGUUUGGCACCAUGCAAAGGUCAUAAAAAUCAUUCCGUCAGUCCCGAAUUGGUCAACAAACUCAAUCUAUAUUUCAAACCUUAUAAUGAAUUAUUUUUCAAUAUUAUUAACAAGCGUCUUUCAUGGAGUUGA
This is a messenger RNA of Acanthosepion pharaonis, 807 nucleotides long. Lineage: Eukaryota; Metazoa; Mollusca; Cephalopoda; Sepiida; Sepiidae. The record is from the annotation of a GenBank genome assembly.